This is a messenger RNA of Ceraceosorus guamensis, 372 nucleotides long. RefSeq lists its product as hypothetical. Lineage: Eukaryota; Fungi; Basidiomycota; Exobasidiomycetes; Ceraceosorales; Ceraceosoraceae. The record is from RefSeq and is a predicted model, not a curated record. The transcript is spliced from 3 exons. The coding region runs from base 1 to 372 and encodes 123 amino acids.
AUGCCUCGCAGCUGUUCUACCAUUGGCGUGGCAGUAUGGAUCGCUCUUGCUGUGCUCAGCAAUUUGGCACUUGGCCGGGUGAAUCUUUGGAAGGUACGAACCGACCCGCCUUAUAUGACUUUUGAGGAAGAGCGAGGCAAUUGGACGGUCACUUGCGAAACAGUAGUGGGCUACAAGGCCUUUUGGUCAGAGUACGCGUACCAUGCCAACGACAAGGCUACGUACUGCCUUUGCGGUCACUACUACACGAACGUUGAUUAUGGACAGCGAGUCAUCGACAUCUUGCAACCCAAGUUCCCUGAAUGGACUUUCAAUCGAGCUCCCAUAUCUGCCCCACUACCGAAGAAGGGUCCCAGACCAGGAAAAGCAUAG